Molecule: messenger RNA, 801 nt
Organism: Yamadazyma tenuis ATCC 10573
Lineage: Eukaryota; Fungi; Ascomycota; Pichiomycetes; Serinales; Debaryomycetaceae
Gene: URA3
Product: orotidine-5'-phosphate decarboxylase
Biological process (GO): 'de novo' UMP biosynthetic process; 'de novo' pyrimidine nucleobase biosynthetic process
Molecular function (GO): orotate phosphoribosyltransferase activity; orotidine-5'-phosphate decarboxylase activity
Source: RefSeq, a predicted model, not a curated record
AUGGUUACUACUCAAUCGUACACCCAAAGAGCUGAAAUUCACCCAUCUCCAGUGGCUCAGCGACUUCUUCGACUCAUGGACUCCAAGAAGACCAACCUUUGUGCUUCGGUUGAUGUCAGAACCACCAGUGAACUCCUCUCCCUCAUCGACAAGCUCGGACCAUACAUUUGUCUUGUUAAAACUCAUAUCGACAUUGUGGAUGACUUCUCGUAUGAAGGAACUAUCGUUCCUCUUCUUGAACUUUCGAAGAAACAUAACUUCAUGGUUUUUGAAGACAGAAAGUUUGCAGACAUCGGAAACACUGUCAGAUCCCAAUACGUUGGAGGUGCGUACAAAAUUGCCCAAUGGUCUGAUAUCACUAAUGCCCACGGUGUCACCGGAGCUGGUGUUGUACAAGGCUUGAAACAGGGAGCUCAAGAAACUACCCAGGAACCAAGAGGACUUUUGAUGUUGGCAGAGUUGUCAUCAAAAGGUUCUUUAGCAUUCGGUGAGUAUACGGAUAAGACCGUUGAAAUAGCCAAGACUGACAAAGAGUUUGUCAUUGGAUUUAUCGCUCAAAGAGAUAUGGGUGGCCGUGAAGAAGGGUUUGACUGGCUUAUAAUGACCCCUGGAGUUGGUUUGGAUGACAAAGGCGAUGGCUUGGGUCAACAGUACCGUACUGUUGAUGAAGUGGUCAGUACUGGAACUGAUAUUAUCAUUGUAGGAAGAGGUCUCUUUGGUAAAGGAAGAGAUCCUGACGUAGAAGGAAAGAGAUAUAGAGAUGCUGGAUGGGCUGCAUACCAAAAGAGAUGUGGUAAUUAG